This is a messenger RNA of Endocarpon pusillum Z07020, 1017 nucleotides long. RefSeq lists its product as uncharacterized. Gene Ontology annotation, molecular function: lipase activity. Gene Ontology annotation, cellular component: membrane. The transcript has 2 exons. The record is from RefSeq and is a predicted model, not a curated record. Lineage: Eukaryota; Fungi; Ascomycota; Eurotiomycetes; Verrucariales; Verrucariaceae. The coding region runs from base 1 to 1017 and encodes 338 amino acids.
AUGUCAGCACAGACAGCAGAAAGCUGGUUCUCUCCAGAUUCCAGCACUCGUCUUUAUACGAAGACCUGGACGCCUCCAUCUGGAACCGAUAGCCGAGCUCGUCUUGCUUUCGUACAUGGCUUCUCUGAUCACUGCAAUGCAUAUUACAACCUGUUUCCAUCUCUAGCCAGCCGCGGCAUUAUAGUGCAUGCCUUCGACCAGCGAGGAUGGGGUCGGUCUGUGUUACACAAGUCGCAACGUGGGGAUACGGGCCCCACCCGCACAGUGCUUAGUGAUAUUAGAAGUUUCCUCAACCAUAUCGCCUCUCUUUCGGAGGCAUCCGUCAACGGCCAGAGUUUCGGAUCUACACCUCUCUUCCUGAUGGGUCAUUCUAUGGGUGGCGGCGAGGUCCUGCUUUUAUCACUCCUUCAAUCACAGCAAGAUCAAGUACCCCCCAUAUCUGGGAUACUGCUUGAAUCUCCUUACAUUGCUCUGCACCCAUCUGCGCAGCCUAACACCUUCACCAUCCAGGCUGGUAAACUUGCUGCGAAGGUUCUGCCAAAACAUCAGCGUCUCGAGAAAUUGGACGCAAAGAAAGUUUGUCGUGAUCCACAGGUGUGUCGAGACUGGGAAGAAGACGAGUUAUGUCACGACACUGGCACUUUAGAGGGUCUGACUGAGAUGGUACAGCGGGCGGCUGAUUUGACAAGCCUAGCUAACGGUCAGGCGGUGCGAGGUCUUGGUCUAAAGACAAUGCUCGGCAUUCAGCAACCAGGAUCGGAGUCCCUCCCGAUCUGGAUAGGCCAUGGCACUGGAGAUCUGGUCACCAGCUGCUCAUAUAGUCAAACUAUGUUUGAGAAACUGGACGUCAAAGAUAAGACCAUCAAGCUUUACGAAGGUGCUUACCACAAGCUGCAUGCGGAACCGUACGGUGUGGCGGAAGAAUUUGCGAAUGAUGUUGCAAAGUGGAUUCUGGAAAGGACGGAUCUUGGAAGACACGAGGCAGGAGACGAAAAUGACAUCAGACCGAAGCUUUGA